Messenger RNA from Jaculus jaculus (lesser Egyptian jerboa), 2374 nucleotides. Its product is annotated as histone PARylation factor 1. Gene Ontology annotation, biological process: DNA damage response; regulation of protein ADP-ribosylation. Bases 53 to 1093 code for a protein of 346 amino acids. Gene Ontology annotation, cellular component: nucleus. The transcript is spliced from 9 exons. Gene Ontology annotation, molecular function: poly-ADP-D-ribose binding; histone binding. The record is from RefSeq and is a predicted model, not a curated record. NCBI's taxonomy places the organism in Eukaryota, Metazoa, Chordata, Mammalia, Rodentia, Dipodidae.
GCUCUCGGAAGCAGCCUGAACGCGGGGUUCGGCGCGGUGCUGCAGCUGCGGGAUGGUCGGCGGCGGCGGGAAGCGCAGGCCCUGCGGGGAGGCGCAGCAGUGUGAAAAGACAGUGGAUGUGAAGAAGAGGAAGUCCUUUGAAGCCGAUGUCUCUAGUGACCUUCGCAAAGAAGUAGAAAAUCAUUACAAGCUUUCCCUACCUGAAGAUUUUUAUCACUUCUGGAAGUUCUGUGAAGACCUUGAUCCUGAAAAUCCAGCUGAUGCACUUACCUCAAGCCUUGGACUUCAGUUAGUGGGUCCCUAUGAUAUCCUUGCUGGGAAACAUAAAAUGAAGAAAAAAUCCAUAGACUUGAAUUGUAAUCUUCACUGGAGGUUUUACUAUGAUCCGCCUGAGUUCCAGACCAUUAUAAUUGGAGAUAAUAAAACUCAGCACCACAUGGGGUAUUUCAGGGAUUCUCCAGAUGAACUUCCUGUGUAUGUGGGCACAAAUGAAGCAAAGAAAAAUUGUGUGAUUAUUCAAACUGGAGAUAAUGUAUUUGCUGCAGUCAAAUUAUUUUUGGUGAAAAAACUUAAAGAAGUAACAGAUAAAAAGAAAACAAGUAUUUUGAAAAACCUAGAUGAAAAACUCACAGGAGCAGCCAGAAAACUGGGGUACCCAUUGGAGCAGAGAACGGUGAAGAUGAGACAGCGAGAUAAGAAAGUUGUGACAAAGACCUUUCAUGGUGCAGGCUUGGUUGUUCCAGUUGAUAAAAAUGACGUUGGCUACAGAGAGCUUCCUGAAACAGAUGCUGACCUUAAGAGAAUUUGCAAGACAAUUGUUGAGGCUGCAAGUGACGAAGAAAGACUGAAAGCAUUUGCUCCCAUCCAAGAAAUGAUGACUUUUGUGCAGUUUGCUAAUGAUGAAUGUGAUUACGGCAUGGGGCUUGAAUUGGGAAUGGACCUCUUUUGCUAUGGUUCACAUUAUUUUCAUAAAGUUGCUGGCCAGCUUCUACCUCUUGCAUAUAAUCUUUUGAAGAGGAAUCUGUUUGCAGAAAUUAUUGAAGAUCAUCUGGCAAACAGAAGUCAAGAGAACAUAGACCAGCUUGCAGGAUGAGCCCUGGCAUGACCUGGAGAAUACUGAUGGCUGCUCUCACACAAGCCAGGACUCCUAACUUAACCUCACAGAAGACAUCCUACGCUUCCUUACAUCCCUUACAGAAAACAGAGUCCCAAGAGCCACCUCCCCAAAUCAUCUUUUUUUUUUUUUCCAAAAAGGACACAAAAAAAAUGAGAUCAAGACAAAGUUCCUUCACUUUUCAUAUAAGCUAUCAGUAUCAGGUUAAAAUUUUAACUGGCUAACUCAUGUCCCCUAACACUUUAAUUAUUUCACUCUUAAACAUUUUUCUGUGAAUUAAUCAGCAAGAUGAAACAUAAGAUAUAAUGUUAAUGAAAUUAUGGCCCUGUGGUCAUAAUUAAUCACAACCUAGGAAUGACAUUUGUGUGUUAGUUAGCACAGAAAGGAAAACAUGCCAGCACAGAGAACAGCUCAAAGCAAGUCAUGGCUUAGAAAUAGUUCACCUUAGGUUCCAACUGAGGAAUUUAAGAAUUAAAAGGACACAAGGCAAAGCUUUAUGACAAAAUGUUUACCUAGCAUUUGUUAACUUUUUAAAUCAUGAAAAGUGGCAUUGCUAUUUUUUAAAUUAGAAAGCAAUUUAUGGUGCACAAAUACUUUAUGGUACACAUCUCUUCUUUAACAGUGCCUAUGAUAUUUAAUAAUUCCAAACUACUUUUUUUUAUAAUGGCAUUUAAAUAUCUUUUAAUUGCUCAUUUAUACAAAUGACUUUAGAUCAAGCACAGGCCAAAUGUAAGUUGUAGUAACAUUUACAUUUAGUGUAAGGUUUUAAAAAUAAUGCAAAGUUCAUUCACAGUACCAAACUACUUCUUAAUAAAAGCUUUAUCCCUUUCAGUGAUUCUAGGAGAAGCCCCCAUACAUGCUCUCUGGUCUGUUUUUCUGUAUGCCUUUCUUAUCCUUGGUGCUUAAAUCUAUAUUAAAAUAUCUUUGUUAACCGCCCCCCCCAAAGAACUUUAUGUACUUAAUGAUUUAUUUCCUGCUUCUGUAAUUUUAAUUAGCAAAUUGCAUAGCACUGACCAUGAAUCUAAUGCUCUCAGUUUUUGUUAUUUACAGAAGUAAAAAUAUCAAUGAUAUUCCUAUUCCUAACCUGAUAUGAUCUACUUUACUGGCCAAGAAAAUGUUUUUGUAGGUUAAGAAAUAAACACCACCACCAAAAAAGGUGGGCGUGGUGGUGCAUGCCUAUAAUCCCAGCACUCUGGAGGCAGAAGUAGGAGGAUCGCUGUGAGUUUGAGGACAGCCUGAGACUCCAUAGUGAAUUCCAGG